This is a messenger RNA of Rhipicephalus microplus (southern cattle tick), 1768 nucleotides long. It is a transcript of the gene DCTN4-p62, whose product is annotated as dynactin subunit 4. Gene Ontology annotation, cellular component: dynactin complex. The record is from RefSeq and is a predicted model, not a curated record. NCBI's taxonomy places the organism in Eukaryota, Metazoa, Arthropoda, Arachnida, Ixodida, Ixodidae.
GCAAGCAUGGAGGAGGUUCGGAGUAUCAUGCUCCGAACUUCCGGUGCUUCCGGCAUGGGCGAGACAUUCUAGCGAGACGAAGGGACGAAGACAAGACGUCCGCGUUUCUGUUUGGGUCCGCGUGGUUGUUGUAUAGGUUGUUCCGUGCAAUUUAAGAUACUUUAAUGCACUGCCCGGCGUCGCCACCGAAGGCUCCGUAGCUGCUACGUGCUACCCACAGGAUUCUCCUUCACGCGCCGCACCCUGAAGGAUGGCUGCUGACAUUUUUACGAAUGAGCGAGUGUUCUACGUCUGCAGCUGCGGCUCAAAGCGCCCGAUCACUCGCAUAUACUUUUGUCGGCACUGUUCGAAGCUGAGAUGCGGCGACUGCGUUUCUCACGAGGUGGACUCGAACUACUGCUCCAACUGCCUUGAGUACAUGCCUUCACCUGAGGCACGGAUGAAGAAGAACAAGUGUGCCACGUGCUUUGAGUGCCCAAGCUGUGGCCAUACGUUGUCAGUGCGUGCCACCACCAUCCAGGUGCAGACACCCGAGGAGCCCGGCAAGGCAGUGGCUAAAAAGGUCUACUACAUGGCCUGUGGCUUGUGCCGAUGGGCAACCAAGGACGUUGGUCUUCCUGAUCAGACAAUGGCUACAGGCGGUUGGCAGGAGUAUGAAAACCCCUGGAGCAAGCGGGUGGGCAUCCUGUUUGAGCACUAUCGGCUGGUUGCCCAGAGAGACAAAAUGGAGCGGGAUCGCAAGAAAGCUAGCCAGCGUGCAGGCUACCUCCAGUUUUCGGACCGAUAUGGAGUUUCAGCAGUGGUGGCCAAAAAGUUUGCUGGCCUCAUCAGUGUUGGAAGGAAGGAGAACGAGGUAAAGAAAGUAGAAGAGAUGCAGCCGGCCGUCGCCACCGAUGAACUCGAGCCACUCCCCGAGGACUACUUUACUGAGCCUGUCAGUGUGGCUCAAGUGUGCAGCAUUGGCCAGCGACUGUCCCAGCCGGAUCUGCAAGCUGAGUACGUGGCCUUUCUGCAGCCCAAGCGCAAACCUCUGCUCAUCAAGCGCUCACAGAGGUGUCGGGAAUGUGAGCACAACCUGAGCAAGCCUGAAUUCAGCCCUGCUAGCAUCAAGUUCAAGAUCCAGAUGGCUGCAUUCCACCAUGUACCGGAAAUCAAAAUCAAGUCAGUGACUGCCUUCAACAUUGGAGAGGAGAGCUAUGUGCAACUCUCACUGCACAAUCCGACGCCACACGUGACUCAUGUGACGCUACUGCCAGUUGAACGUCCUGUCGAAGGGACCACUGCCAAGGUACUUCUGCCAAAUUGUGAGUUUGUCCUGCCUGCCAGGGAUGACACGGCAGAGUUCGACGAUGCUAGUGACAGCACUUUCUCAGAUGACCCGAGUGUAGUGACAUUCCGGAAAGCCAACCGGCUGGGCUUCUACAUUCGAGUCAUUCCUUCUGAGGUGGACGCUGUCAUUGUGGCAUUUCGUCUGAAGCACGACUUCACAAACAUGGUGGUGCAGCUGCAUGCCGAGCCCCGAAGGCCUGAAGUGGUGUGGAUGACGCACACCUUGGUGGUGAACCUGGGCACUCGCUCUUAUCGGCCGCCACCUGCCUCGGCGAAAUCACCGCACAUCCAAUAAAAAAUCUCGAAGUUCUAUUUGCUCGCCUUGACUGGCAGUCUCUGUAUAGGCUACAGUGGGAGAAUAAUAAAGGUGUGGACCUUCGCAAAAAUGCUUCAAGCUUACCAAUGCAUAAUCAUUAAAAUGUUUUUUUCCUUCACUCUA